CUCGCGUUGCUGCAACUUUUGUUUGUACCUUUUCUUUCGAUAUGUCCGUGGCUAAAUCCAAGCUUUAUAGGGGCUGGAGAAAUCCAUUCUAUCAAUGGUGGACCGAAGGACGACGCCGGACAGAGAAUCCACGUGAUCAAGGCUUCUUCCACCGAUCUUUGGGCGUCCACGUGGAGCUACGCCGGCCGCCUUGCGUUCCCCAAUAGAGAUGUCUGGUCGAUUGACCCGACUGUACUGAAGCUGAAUGGUAACAAUUAUGUGAUUUAUUCGACUCAGGACAGUGGCGCACAAUGCCUUUUCAUCGCGUACGUUGAACGACUGUCUUCUCUCUCAUUACUGACUCCAUUCUAUCGUAGCCAAUUGACGAGCCCUACCACGGUGGGUUGGAACGUUAAUGAAGGGCCAGUGGCAUUAUAUCGAAACAAUCGUACUUGGGUCGCCUUUUCUGCAUCCUUAUGCUCUGGAACCGGUUAUAAGCUGGGACUCCUCGAGUACAUUGGCGGAGAUCCACUGAAUAGUAGCUCCUGGAACAAGUACUCUCAACCUGUUCUGCAAAGUGCAAACGGGUAUACGAUGGCUCAACCUGUAGAGUGGAACAGUGAUGGUACUCCUCGCUUCCAACCUCCUGCUCCUCUGAGCAGCAAUAUUCCCGAACCUGUCUAG
Molecule: messenger RNA, 663 nt
Organism: Acaulospora colombiana
Lineage: Eukaryota; Fungi; Glomeromycota; Glomeromycetes; Diversisporales; Acaulosporaceae
Source: the annotation of a GenBank genome assembly